Molecule: messenger RNA, 2484 nt
Organism: Oryzias melastigma (Indian medaka)
Lineage: Eukaryota; Metazoa; Chordata; Actinopteri; Beloniformes; Adrianichthyidae
Product: E3 ubiquitin-protein ligase rnf146
Exons: 2
Coding region: 817-1800 (327 amino acids)
Biological process (GO): Wnt signaling pathway; ubiquitin-dependent protein catabolic process
Cellular component (GO): nucleus; cytoplasm
Molecular function (GO): zinc ion binding; poly-ADP-D-ribose binding; ubiquitin protein ligase activity
Source: RefSeq, a predicted model, not a curated record
AAGAUGUCAUUUUUUUUUUUUUUUUUUUUUUUUUAAGUUUAACUCAAAAGCCAGAAACUCUUUUUUCAGUAUUACUGAUCUGCAGUGGAGGUCUAAAAUUUGAUCUAAAGCCCUGUCAAUGCUAUUAAAAUAUUAGUUUAUUAGAUUUUCUGAAGCAUAGGACAGAGGUCUGACCUCUGAUGAAAACAAACACACAUCAUUAAAUGAUUGAUGGUUCAGAGAGCUUAAAUCUCCACCAGAGGUAGGGGGCAGAGACUGCAAUUCAUUUGGUUUAAAAGCUGUCUGGUAACCAGAAGGUCAGGGGCUCAAAUCCCAAGCUUGACAGUCAUUGUGUUUUUGAUCAAGAUAGUUUUAUAUAUAUAUUUAAAAAAAAACACUUGUGUUUGUGACAUCAUUUAGCUGUAAAAAGUAAUAUUUAAAAGCAUAAAAAAUACAAUUUCUCAAUUAAUAAUAAUAAAAAAGCUGUAUCAGGAGAAUUUGGGUGAAUAAUACUUUAAUGAAUGUAGUCAGUAUUGUUUAAUACGUUUUUUUUUUACCAGCAAUGUUGUUACAGUUUGGGAAAUGUGAACGGAACUUGUUUCCGGGUGAAGUGCGUACUGCGCACGCGUGUUGCGUGUCACGUGAGUUCAUUCCAGGCCAGCUGAGCUCAGUUCAGGCUGUGAAUGGUUGAGGCCAGAACUAACACGUCUUUUUAGUCUGAAUACUGGUAGUUUGUGUUCAAAUUAUACAUUAAAAGCAGCUCCAUUUAAUGCGGCUUUGUGUGUAUCUUCGACUCAGCUGACGAGGAUUUUUUUGGGGGGGCUCCUUGUGUUCGGCAUGGCUGGGUGUGAAGGAGUGGAUUUUUCCAAUGCAAAGUUGAAGGAGAAAUCUAAAGAAAGCUCCUCUGGCUGCUCUGCUCCAGAGUGCGCCAUCUGCCUGCAGAGCUGCGUGCACCCCGUAUGCCUCCCGUGCGCCCACGUCUUCUGCUUCCUGUGUGUCAAAGGCGCGUCCUGGCAGAGCAAGCGCUGCGCUCUCUGCCGACAGGAGAUCCCUGAAGACUUCCUGGAGCGGCCGGUCCUCCUCUCUCCUGAAGAUCUGAAAGCGGCGGCGGCGGGGCUCAGCGGGAGCGAGUCCCGCGGGGUCUACGCGUGGUACUACGAGGGGCACAACGGCUGGUGGCAGUACGAUGGGAGGACCAGUGGAGAGUUGGAGGAAGCCUUUGUGAAGAACAAGAAAAGCAUCGAGAUGCUGAUUGCGGGAUUUCUUUAUGUGGCGGACUUGGAGAACAUGGUGCAAUAUCGCAGGAAUGAGCACGGCCGAAGACGCAAAAUUAAGAGGGAUGUGAUGAACAUUCCCAAAAAAGGGGUGGCAGGACUGAGGUUGGAACCUCCUUCAAUCCCUAAUUUGACCUCUGCGACAGUAGAACGCAUUAGUUCUGCUGAUGGAUCAGACACUGCAGGUCCUACAUCUUCAUCCGUUGGAAUCAUUGCUUCCGUUACUCCGGUUCGACCCCAAACCCUGCUGGGACGCCCCCUCAUCAGCCCUACUGCACCUUCCUCCUUGGAACAGGCGUUCUCCCAGCUCCUCAUCAGCCAGCCAGAGGGUGAAGAGGUGGAGGGAGACGAUGACUCACAAGCAUAUGAGAUUGGGUCAGGAAGCAGUGAAAGCGAGGAUGAAGGGGGGGUGGAUUCGACCACGCGGAGACGACGCAGACACUGCCCACUAAGAGAGAGUCAGCCAACCAGAAUCCCUCCCAGAGGAGGCCCGCCGAGCUCCGCCGUCAUCCCGCGCUCCCGCAGUCCUGACGGCAGUGCGGUGUGAGGGAACGGCGGCGAGACACACUCUGAGCAAAAAAAAAAAAGCAUUUCAAAUGACUCCUGAAAGGAGCAUUCAUCACUGCGUGCCAUAUGUAAUCGUCAUUUAGAAGUGCUUCAUUUCUCCCUUUUUAACACCAGAAUCAGUUUAGAUUCACAAGAAAGUUAGUGUUAAAUAACUAACCAGAAUGCAGCAUUCUUGACACAGAACUUUCUGUCCAGGUGAUGUUGCAUUAAAAAGAUAAAAGUUUUAACAUGUUUUACAUCAUAAAAGUUUUUUUAAAAUGGACUCUUGAUGCUUUAAACACUGCAUGAGGUCGUUUUAUUUGAUGUAGUCAAACCCAAAUUCUUUUUUUUCUAGAAGGUCAAGCUUCCAUGUAGCAGCUUAUGUCACGAUGAGGGUGCAAUUCCUCAUUUUUGACACCAAAAAAAAAAGCUUGUUUUAGAAAUGAAGUGCACCUGUGUAGGACUGUGUGCUGAAACGCCACUGGCAGAUCCACUGGAAACUUCUCGUUUAUAAAUGUAGAGACCCAUAGGGGUUCUAUUUCUUGUGGUAUUCCCAGCAGGGCCAAUAUCAAGGCUGCACUUGGGUGAGCUCACAGUUUCUUUAUUAAAAUGUAAGCUGGUGUUUUUUUUUCUUCUUUUCUGUGGUGUUUGUCUGUGUUGAAGUUAAUAAAGUAUUUAUAUACGC